Haplochromis burtoni (Burton's mouthbrooder) is the source of this 8346-nucleotide messenger RNA. RefSeq names its product crystallin beta-gamma domain containing 2 (gene crybg2). The record is from RefSeq and is a predicted model, not a curated record. The transcript is spliced from 24 exons. Bases 137 to 7330 code for a protein of 2397 amino acids. Lineage: Eukaryota; Metazoa; Chordata; Actinopteri; Cichliformes; Cichlidae.
CACAAAAUGAGGCAGCCAGAGCAACAGCUGUCAGUAAGUCUUUUCUGCCCCUCGCCUGUUUUCAUCGGCUUUGAAUGAUCAGUGGGGAAGAAGACCCGACUCACUCGGCCCUCUGACGUUACCCAGUAGACUAGAGAUGGCGAAGAGGAGUUCAACCAGAAAGUCUCUGAAAAGUUUGUUCUCCAAGAGCGAAGCCAACUUGGACGAAUCGGUGGAGAAGGAUGUGCAGAAAAACGAAGGGGAGAAGAAGAAGUUCAAGUUGUUCAAAUUCAAGACAAAGUCCAAGAAGGACUCUGAGAAGUCAGCUAAUGACAGCCAGAAGGUGCUCAGAGCUGUUGCGAACAGUGAGACCGCAGACGACGAAGAGCCCGGUUCUGACAACAAUGACCCAGACAGCAAGCUGCCUCCUGUUUAUGCCACCGCACCUAGGGUUAAGGCCAAAGCGUUAAGCUACUCAGAGAUGGACCUCCGUAAGCCUAAGAGGUUUGCAACCAUUUCAUUUGGUAUUAGAAAGAAGAAGAAGAAAGAUGAAGAGAAUAUGUCAAAGAGCACUUUUGGUCUUCCUACCCAAGGCAUCGAGGAGCAGGAAGAGACACCUGUGGAACGGGACCCAGGGAACAGAAAGAAGUUCAGUAUGUCUCAACCAGAGCUUGACAGCGACAGUAAAUUUGACAUCCCUUCACCUCCCCCUGUAGCUGCAAAUGAAACUGACUCGUACUUCACUCUUUCGGCACAGUCCCAGUCAGUCCCAGUUAUCACUGUGAACACCCAACAAGAAUCAAAGGGCCCUCUUACGAAUGCCUCUGAUCUUUCGGAUGUGCAGAGGCAAACCCUGAGAGCUCCAAUUGCUUCCAUUCCUGAGCUGCAACUUGAUGAUACCGGCUCACUGGAGGAGAAAGAGAACAUUCCAGUUCACGACAGCUCAAGCAGAAAUGAUGUCAAAUCAGCUCUUCUGACAGCUACUUCAGAAACAGCUUCUGUUGUUCAAACCCAGGCUGAACAUACCCUUCUAGCCAGCCAGCCACCAACUGUGCUUGACAGUUCGGCUUACGAAGCAGCAACUGUCGCCUCGGGCAAUAAUUCUUAUGCUUAUAUCCCCCAAGAAAAUGAAUCCACCAGUGGGACUUUACCAUAUCAUCAGUCUGAUGCCCCUGACACAGUUGACAGUACAAUUUCAAAUAGUGAGUCCUCCCUGACAAGUGUUGACAACAGUAACUACACCACUGUUACAGGGCCAAGUCCUGAUCCUCAAAAUGACAAGUUAGCUAGCAGUGCAGACUCUGCUGCCAACCAUCAUGAAAUCUUCAUUUCUCACACUGAGAGGUCUUUUCCUGAAAAUGCCAAGAGUGUCAGCACAACCUCAGCUGUUAGCAGCGAAAGCAGCACUGCUCCCACCCAUCAAGAUAAAGUUUAUGGAGCUCUGUACGAGUCACUUUUCCCCCAGAAUUUUACCUCUGAGGUAAUCUCUUCACUCCUAAGCCCAUCAUCUCAUAUCUGCACUGAUAAAAGACUUCUUGACACCAAAACAGAAUUUGUCAUUGUCAAAACCCACGAUGAAAGUCAUGCAGAAACAAAUACUCAGUACUCCCAAACAUUAACUUCUCGUGAUCUUGACUCGGCUGCUGGCAGAAUGAUUGAUGCUCCUGAUGGUUCGGCCUCCAUCGGUGAAAUAAAGGGAAGCUCUUUUGGUGAGAGCUCCAGAGUUUCUGCUUCUCAGAUUCAAACAGUCCCAGAAAACCAAAACAGAUAUGUGCCUACCUCUCUCAGUGCAGCUUCCAAGUAUUCUGACAGUGCUGGCAUUUCUUACUCUGAGCUGACCCGCUCCCGUUCACAGUUGAAAUCGGACAAUAAAAGCCUUGUUACCGACAGUGUCUGGUCAGGCCCUUUGUGUCAGAACUCUGCCCCUCCCAUAUCCAACUAUGAAACAUCCCACGGGAUAGAUGCUCAGGUUACUGACUCCAAACGGAGAGUGAUCCUAGUCAAAGAGUUAGUCACAGACGACACAAACGUUUAUCCAGGCUGUAGCUCUUCGGUGCCUGAUAAAAUGAAUCUGGUGAAGGAUCUUAAGGUAGAAUUUGAAACGACAGAUGAGUUUUCUGCCCUUUCUGGACCAACGGUGCGAAAUGACAGGCUCUUAAGUCCAGCAUAUCUAAGUGUUGGAUCAGAUGAUGAAAGUACAAAGGAGAUUUACUACAGUGCUGAGGAGGACAAUGCAGAGGAGAGUGGGGACGAAGAGAUGUUCACAAUGGAUGAUAGAGAAGAGUCCAUUGUGAGGCUAGGUGAGGAAAUCGUACAGCACUCGGAGCCAAUGGAUAAAGGGAUCAGCCAGAGAGAUGAAGGAGAUUUCAGGGUCGUGAUUGUGAAAAUGGAACAGAAAGAAGACAAAAUGGACGAUGAAGAAAAGCGAGAGGAUUAUAAUGGCCAAACUGAAGUACAGCAACAACUUGAAGAACAGAAAUCGGACAGUCAAGUGCAUGAAAUGGGAACAUCUGAGAGUUGGGUGGAAGAACAAUCAACCGCUGUAUGGCCACAAAUGAAAGAAGAAGAGGAGGAGGGUAGAAAGGAGGAUUUACUAGCCACACCGGUUCAGCAGGUGAACACAAUGAUGGUAUGUAGUUUUGCUCCUCCUCCCAGUGAGCAGCAUGGGCAGGUGGAAGAGUCUGGGGGAAACUGGACUGUAGACUUGGAAACAGAAGACCACUCUAAUGGAGAGAACCUGUUUCCAACAGAGGUGGAAGAAACUCUGCCUAACAAAGAUUUCACUGAUUUUGGUUGCAAGCAUGCUACUUCCAGCCACACAAAGGAAGAGGAUGUGAUUGUACAUAUAAUAACAGAGACAGAAGAGCAAGUUCCACUGAUUGUCAAUGCAGACAAGACCGGUGAAGGCAACAAAGACACAAAAAAUAGCAUGGGCAUAACAAACAGCACAUUAACAGAUACUGCUGGGGCAGCAGAGGCUGUCAUGGGCAAUCUGACACACAGCACUCACCUGCAAUCAGAUGCCACAGAGAUUGAACACAAUAGGGUUCCACGGAGCACUGAGUGGGUGGAUACAAUUACUCAGAGCCCUGACAGAAACAUUACCGUACCAGUGCCAGAACAGGUGGCAGUUGAGCUGUCAGCAUCGAACGCAGACACACACCAUCUUGAUAGUGACACUGCAGAGGGUCUCUGCGAGCAUCCAAAGGAAGCCCAGCCUGACCUGAAUGAAGGAUCUUUGACAGCUUCAAGGACCACCGCAGCAAGUUCAGAAAGUCAACAGACGGACGACUGCCAGGAAUCGGCUGACAAAAUGAAUUCAGGCUACCGCAGCCUGAGUACCACACUGUUAAUAAAGACCUCGUCUCUCUCCAAAGAGGAUGAAGCCAAACAUCGUUUUCGUAAACUAUCUCUCAUUAAUGAGGCUGAUGCUGUUGAUAAUAGACAGGAUGAAGUGGACUUUAGCAAAACGAGCACCUCGACUGAGUCAAAUGAACCGGAUCUUGACUCAGAGUAUAAAUGGAAAAAUAGAUUUGAGGGUGUAAGUCAGUAUAAACCAAGUAAAACAGAGAAUUACACUUUUUCUGACUCCCUGACUUACAAUAUAUCAGACACCUCGUCCAGUAACUCCUCCUCUUCCUCGGCUCUGCCUGACACUACAGCAUACACACGCUUCACUGACUCCUUCUCUUCCCCCUCCCUCCCCUCUCUGGAGGAACCUAUUACCCUUGGCAACAGGUGGAGUGACAGGAAUGAAUUUUACCUGAGCCGUGAAAGCAACCCAGUCAAAGCACCAGCAGAUGACUGGAGGAGGAGCUUAGUGGAGCAGGAGGAGCCUGGAGCAGCUGCAGGUGAAACACUGGGACGGAGAGAGGGAGGGUCAGAGAGUGUAAAGUCAGCCUGGGAGCCACAACAGCUCCCUGUAUCCAGCCUUUCCUCAACACAACAAACCAGCUACAACAACAGUUUGGAGGAAGAGGACGGCGACUCAUACCGAUUUACUGGGGUGUUCACAGCCACACUUGUGGAGGCUGUCUCUGACCCUGUAGCUACUACUCUUUCUACUCCUCCUGCCUCCCCUGACGAAGACUCCACCAGCCAGUUUGACAUGGAAAUUCUGGUGGAUACUUUAAAGAGCAUGGGGCCUUCUCUGAGGCAGAAGAGUGUGAGCAUACGCACCAAUAAUGCAGGCCUCGCCUCCUCUCUGCCACCCAUUGUGGAGGAUGCUCCAAGCCCAGUCUCUUCUGACGUGCCUGACUCCGUGAGCGGUCUCCAAACAAAGAUGGAAGGAACAGGCGCUCCAGCCGAGUCCCUCAAUGGACUGUAUACUCUGCCUGCUGACCUGGGAUUGAAGAGGACUUCCCCAAGAGACAGUCGUUCUCCAUUGGAACUGAGAAUCAGGCAGAAUCAGGAUGGACACCCUGGAACAAGAGGUCUCAACUUUCCCUUUAGAGCAUCAACUCUUAACAGUACUGUAAUGAGAAAAUCCUCUGACUCGUCUGAGGAUUUAAAAUCACCAGUGCUUAAUGGCAAUGAAGUACCUCCAUCUCCUACCACAAGCUCUCGCCUUGAUCACAGUGUCCUCUUUGGUAACUACAAGCCGUCAUCCACAGUUCAGACACAAGAAAACGGAAAAGCCCAUCGGUCAGUGUUCCGCACCAGCUCCCUACCCGAAACUUUAUCUUUAAAAGAUCACACGACUGCGGGAUUAAAGGGGAUGGGUGACCUUGGCGCUGGCACAGAGUCGGGUGGAUCGCGCUUUGAGCGCCUCUCCUUUCUUAUGAAUUCCUCAUCCUCCUCUCUGAGCGUAGCCGAAGACCUGAACACUCAUGUGAGUCGGCCUGCAUCUCUGGCCAUCGGCUCCCCACCUGCCAGCAACAGCCCCACUCGCCUCCUCAGCCCAACUGGCUCGAUUGACCUCCACAGGCCAUUCGCCAACACAGACACUCCUUUAUCAAUGUUUAGCCAGACCCCUCAGAUGGCGAUGGGUGUGGGUAGCGGGACAAUGGGCACUCCCAUCCUGCAGAGGAGCCUGAGUAGUGAUGCCGCUGUGGGGGUCCACAGUUCAUUGUUCAGCAAUGUUAAUGGAAAGUCUCAGUUCCAGAGCCAAACAACUGAGCCUGACAAGAACUUACUUUCAAAAUACAGAGCCUUCCCCGAUGCCUAUCUUACCAAAGAGAAGGAACAUGGAAAGCUUAAUCCUCGUCCUGGAAAGAUGUAUAUUUUUGACCGACCGGGUAUGUGCGGCCAAAGGAUUGAGGUACACGGUGAUGUCAUUGAUGCUACACCCUGGGAGCUGCAGGAAACCAUCUCUAUCAGGGUGGUCAGAGGAGGGUGGGUGCUUUAUGAGAAACCCAACUUCAAAGGGGAGAAGAUUGCUCUGGAUGAGGGUGACAUCGAGAUUACUUACCCGUUCAGCCCUCCAGAAGAGCAGCAAGAGAAUGAACAGAAUGAGGGAGAUGAGCACAACGGAGACACAAAUGAUGAGCAAAAGGAGACAAAGCCAGCCAGGAGGUUCCUCAUCGGAUCCAUACGAAGAGCAGUGAGGGACUACAGCGUUCCAGAAAUCAGCCUUUUCCCUGAAGAGGAAGCGGAGGGAAAGAAAGUCAUCUUCCGAGAUACUUCCGAUGAUGCCAGGAUUUUUGGUUUCCCCAUUAAGGCCAAUUCCAUCAUUAUUAACGCAGGGCUGUGGCUUGUGUUCGCACAGCCUUUCUUCCAGGGUGUACCACGAGUCCUGGAGGUUGGGGGGUACUCCAACCCAGCAGCCUGGGGGGUGGAACAGCCCUACGUGGGGUCAUUACAUCCACUCAAAAUAGGUGAACCAAAGGUGGAAAAUCUGAAUGAUCCAAAGAUGGUGAUUUAUGAAAAGCCCUACUUUACUGGGAAAUCGAGGACAAUAACCACCAACAUGAGAGACUUUAUGACCAGAAUAGAGAGGCAGCAAACAACCUUUAUGUAUAACGUGGGCUCUCUUAAAGUACUAGGAGGAAUCUGGGUGGGCUACGAGAAGGAGGGUUUCCGAGGCCACCAGUACCUGCUGGAGGAAGGAGAGUAUCAUGACUGGAGGGUGUGGGGAGGCUGUGAUGCUGAACUGCGCUCUGUUAGGGUCAUUCGAGCAGACUUGACAGACCCUGCCAUGGUGAUGUUUGAGCAGCUAGAGGAAGACCAAGAUGGAGUGCAAGAGGAGAAGACCUUCGAGGUGACAGAGGCCAUCCCUGACGUUGAGCUGUUUGGCUACAAAACCUCCACGCGUUCAAUCGAAGUAAUCAGUGGGGCAUGGAUCGCUUACUCGCAUGUGGACUUUUCUGGUCACCAGUACAUUCUAGAGAAAGGCUUCUACAAUAACUGUGCUGACUGGGGGUCUCAAGACACUCGUGUCUGCUCAGUUCAGCCCAUCUUACUGGCUCCAAAUGACAGUUCAAGGUCCAGGGAUGAGAUAAAAUUGUACUCUGAGCCAGACUUCCAGGGAGAGUGUUACAUCUUUAACUGCAAACAGGAGGAAAUGCCAGAAAAAUUAGUUACCAAGUCAUGCAGAGUGACAGGAAGAAGCUGGGUCGUCUAUGAGAAUGAACAGUUCUCUGGGAACUUGUAUGUCUUAUCUGAAGGAGACUAUCCCAAUCUAACCAGCAUGGGCUGCCCCCCUGACUGUUCCAUUCGUUCUGUUAAGAUUGUGCCCUUGUUGUUCUCAGUUCCUUCCAUCUCUUUGUUCGGGCUUGAGUGUCUGGAGGGCAGAGAGAUCACCACAGACACAGAGAUCCUGAGUAUGGUAGAAGAAGGCUUCAACAACCACAUCCUGUCGCUCAGAGUCAACAGUGGCUGCUGGGUGAUAUGUGAACACAGCAACUACAGGGGGCGCCAGUUCCUGCUGGAGCCAAUUGAAAUCACCAACUGGCCAAAGUUCAGCUCCCUUCACACUAUUGGCUCAAUGUACCCAGUCAGACAGAAGCGCCACUUUUUCCGUAUCAAGAACACAGAGCGAGGUCACUUCCUGUCCGUCCAGGGUGGCGUGGAGGAGUUGAAAUCAGGACGAGUGGUGGUGACGCCUGAGGUGGAGCCACUGAGUGACAUCUGGUUCUACCAGGAUGGACUGAUUAAAAACAAGUUGUCCCCAACCAUGAGCCUUCAGGUGGUUGGCAACAUAGAGCCAGCAGCAAAGGUGGUUCUGUGGACAGAAACCCGACAGCCCGUUCAAACCUGGACUGCCCCAAUGAAAGGCCUCAUCACUAGCAAUACUUUCCCUGGCAUGGUCCUGGAUGUUAAAGGUGGCAAAACUUACGACAAGGACCACGUGGUCAUUAUGCCCGAGAAUGAUGAGAGGCCCAGCCAGCAGUGGGAGAUAGAGUUGCUGUAGCCAUCAGCAGCACAGGAACCGAGCUUAUCUUUGCCACUUUGUGAUAUUGUCUUGAUAUUUCAGUAUCCACUCUUGUAUCUGUUUCAUGACUUACUGCAUCUCAGGACAUGCAAUUCCUUCUAAAACCUAUGAGCUAGUUUGAAAUCAGUAUCCAACAGCAAGAAUGCAUAGAAGCAAUAGAUGCCCUGCAAAAGCUGCCCAAGUUGUUUUCAAGGUUUUUUGUCAGUUUGCAUUCAUAGCAUGAAAUGUUUUUUUUUCUUUUAAUCAUUUUCAAAAUGUAUUUUACCAAAGAAGAGUUUAAAUAAGUGCCUUGAUUUGUUUAGUUUUAAUUGGAGCAUGAGUCGAAAAGCAAUGGCAAAUACAUGUUAUUUGUUUAAGGAUGUACAGUGAAAAUUCCGUAUAUGGUUCACACUGUUCUGCGACUUUCAUUUGACCUUCCAGCUGAUCAUUUGUCAACAAUUUGAUUAUCCAGCCUGGGAUUUCCAUGUUUAUCGGAAUCUGAGUUUAUGGGGGCUUUUUUUUUUUUUUUUUGUCUGUAGAAGAGGAACAUCAUCUCGUCCUAUAUUUGUUUACUAUAAAUCUAAGUUUGAAAUUCAAAUUGCUUUUGGGCAUUUGAUUUCCUGGAAUGAAAACAAAAUGGCCUUCUGGGGUUUAUAGUGAAGCUGGAUGGGUGAAGCCAAAAAGGUGUUUAGUAUUCAAGAAAUGCGUGUUACGCUUUUAAUUUUUUGUUUUUAUAUAUGUAAUAUAAAAAUCCUGUAUGUGUUGUGGGAAAUGUUGCACUUACGUAUACAUGCAUGGUCCAGUGCAAUGAACUGUGCAGUUUCUGUCGAGUUACCGUUUCUUGACAUAUUUUGAUGUAAAUCUUAAUGUGUAUGUUUCUGUGUUCCCUGCUUCAGCUGUAUGUUAAUAUUUGAUACUAAAGAUGUAAUUUCAUGUUAUGUAGGAGGGAAAGGUUUUAAAAUAUUAAAUAUUGAAUAAAAUGACUGUAGAAAAGAUUACAAAAUAAGGGUGUAUUU